AUGGUUGUCUGCACGUACUUUCAGCAGGGGCGGUGCAGAUUUGGAGACCGUUGUAAAUUUGAGCACCCCAGCCAGCAGACAUUGAGCUCCGGCAACCGUUUCGGGGCACUUGCUGGGGGAGGUUUCGGAGGCCGUGGCGCCCAGACUCAGCAAUCUGCAGACUAUGGAAUCACUACGGCGGACAUCAAGGCCGAUCUUACCGCCGGGAAAGGCCGGCCAGAAUGGAUUUUUUCUUGCUACGGUCCCGGCAGAAACGCCCCAAGGCAAUUAUUUGGAGGCGCUAAUCGAGAGCGGAGUUUUGAAGAACUGCGACUGCGCCAUUAUGAGGCUGCCGCAGCAGGCAACGCCGACCAGGCAGUCCAAGAAGCUCAAGCUCUGUAUGGGGAGGCCUUGAAGCAGAUGGAUGUCAUCCUGAAUGAUCUAAACGGUGCUGUGAAGUAUGUCGUCGACGGUAUCAAUGAGCAUCCCAACAGAAUUGAUAUCGUGGAGGGCAAGACCGGCCCUGCUUCCACCCCAGCACCUUCUGCUUUCGGUCAGCCCUCGCAACCUAGCCAACCUUCACCAUUCGGGCAACCCGCUGCUCCCAGCUCAGCACCGGCUUUUGGUCAGCCUUCAGGAUUAGGCAGUCAACCCUUUGGCAAGCCAUCUGCGUUCGGUCAGCCGUCAGCCUUCGGGCAGCCCUCGGCCUUGGGCCAAACAUCUGGCCUGGGGCAAGCACCUGGCUUCGGACAACCAAGUGCUUUAGGUCAAGGGUCUGCAUUUGGACAGCCCUCAGGCUUGGGAGGAGGGCAAUCGGCAUUCGGUAAACCAGCCUUUGGCCAGCCUAGCUUUGGUCAGCCUUCUACUGGCCAGUCUUCGUUCGGCCAGCCAUCAUCCCUUGGAACAUCGGCAUUCGGGACACCUGCUGCGGCCUCCCCAUUUAGUCAGAUAUCAGCCCCUAGCCAGCAACCAAGCGGCUUUGGUCAGUCCGCCGGACAAGCAUCACCGUUCGCACAGGUCGGGAGUCAAACCCCCGCCGCGUCCUCUGGCUUCGGUCAACCCUCGACAACACAGCCUGCUGGUUUUGGUCAACCGUCACAGACAGCUUCGCCUUUUGGUCAACCACAACCACCACAACAACAACCGGCCUCAAACCCGUUUGGACAACCCUCCACGGCCGCAGCUCCGAGUGCCUUCGGGGCUCCAAGCCAACCAGCUGCACCUUCAGGAUUUGGACAGCCCGCUAGCGGAUUUGGACAGUUAGGCCAAUCAGCGCCUGCUCCCGCUCUUGCAUCCACGCCAACAGCUACCGCAGGAACCGGCCCUCCUGCCAUCAUCAAGAUAGACAACCCCAAUGAGCUACACCCCAUCCCACCGCUGACAGGUCAGACCAUCCGCGACCCUAUGACCAAGAGGCUCUCUGCUUGGAAGGGGCAACCGGUCAAGUACAUCAACAACGAACCCUGCUAUCUACAUCCGCAGGAUCGUCAGACCUACGUCCGCAUCUUCUUUCCAGAUGGACCCCCUGACGCAGCCAGCUUACGGGACGCACAUGCCAAAGACGAGGAGUAUACAGCUGAGGUCACCGCGCAGUACGAGUUCUUCGUGCAAAACGGAUGCUUCAAGGACGGGGUGAUUCCAAGCGUGCCCCCGAAGACAGAAUGGGUGAGCUUCGACUUUUAG
This is a messenger RNA of Aspergillus luchuensis, 1662 nucleotides long. RefSeq names its product FG-nucleoporin nup42. The record is from RefSeq and is a predicted model, not a curated record. Gene Ontology annotation, molecular function: metal ion binding. Bases 1 to 1662 code for a protein of 553 amino acids. The transcript has 4 exons. NCBI's taxonomy places the organism in Eukaryota, Fungi, Ascomycota, Eurotiomycetes, Eurotiales, Aspergillaceae.